GAGACGAGCUCGGUACUUCCCGCCUUCCCGCGAGAGGGCUGACCCUGGAGGAACUUAUGACGAGUGGCGCAGAAGUGUAGCCGGCAGGGGAGCACGGCCUGGGCCCAUGGCCUCACCAAGCCAGACCCACUCUGGGAAGAGCACCCAGUUGUCCCUCCCAGGCUGCCGAAGACCCACUGACAAUGGACAAGAGGGAGGAGGAUGACAGUGAGGAGGCCUGGCUGCAGCUCCGGCCGGUGGAGCCCUUGCCCUCCCAGUGCUGUGGCAGUGGCUGCUCACCCUGUGUGUUCGACCUCUAUCACCGAGACCUGGCAAGGUGGGAGGCAGCCCAAGCCAGCAAGAACAGGAGCCUGCUGAGUGGGGAGCAGUCACGGAGCCGCCCCACGAAGCUGAGCCCUGAGACCUUCCUAGCCUUCCGCGUCAGUGCUAUAGACAAACUCACUAAGGAUACUUACCACGUGCGCUUCGCACUGCCUGGGAACAGCCCACUUGGCCUGCGGCCUGGCCAACACCUCAUCCUACGGGGGAAAGUAGAUGACUUAGAAAUUCAGAGAGCCUAUACUCCCAUCAGCCCUGCCAACGCAGAAGGUUACUUUGAAGUUUUAAUCAAGAUAAAGAAACUGAAGCUCAGAGAGAUGAUGUCAUUGUGCCAAGGCCUCUUGGGUAAUAUGAUCCAAGUCAAAGAACACUUCAGUUGCUACCCGACUGGGCUGAUGGCCCGGUAUGUCAAGUCCUGGAGAGCAGGAGACACAGCUUUCUGGCGAGGACCUUUCGGAGGCUUCAUUUAUAAGCCAAACCAGCACGGUGAGCUCCUCAUGUUGGCUGCAGGCACUGGCCUGGCCCCCAUGGUGCCCAUCCUCCAGAGCAUCACAGACAACGCAGACGAUGAGACCUUUGUCACCCUGGUUGGCUGCUUCAAGACCUUUGAGGACAUCUACCUGAAAACCUUCCUCCAGGAGCAGGCCCUUUUCUGGAACAUCCGUACCUUCUUUGUCCUCAGCCAGGAGAACUUCCCAGAGCAGCUUCCCUGGAGUUACCGGGAGAAAACCCAUUUUGGCCACCUGGCCCAGAACCUGAUUGAAGAGCUGGUCAGCUCCUGCCGGAGAAAACCAUUUGCAUUGGUCUGUGGCUCAGCUGAGUUUACCAAGGACAUGGCCAGGUGCUUGCUAUGUGCAGGUGUGACGGAGGACUCCUACUUCCUCUUCUAACGCUGGCCUCCUUCCCAAAAUCCAGGCCAGGGGCCUGCCUCUGUGACAUGAGAAGAAGCACAGGCUGGAAUCAGAAGACAUGGAGUCCAGGCCUAGCAGCACUGCUGACAUUUCAGUGACUCUGGUGAAUGUCUUUACCAUGCAUGCCUCCAUUUCUCAUCUACCCCGUGAGAUUACUGACUCCCUCAGACAGGCAUACUGCUGUGAGCCCCUGGGAGGAGAGUAACCAGCCUGGAGUCAGGGAGGACGCCCUAGAGGAAGCUGGAUCCAUGCUGAGUGCUAGGGCUAUAGGUGUUCACAGAAGGAAGGGCGGGAGGAGCUCCCCUGGUUCUUCAGGUGAGAGGGUUGUGGGGAGGGGGGCCAGAGCCUCCCUCUGGGCCCUGCUGUGUAAUGCCUAUGCCAAAGCCUGUUUUCCCUGGAAACUGUGUGUCUCUCCUAUGGCCUCAGUGCUGGCUCUGAUGAGGUGCUUGUUAAUGAUUAGGAAAUGACCAAGGGGGCAGCUCAGAGAUCUUUGGAGGAGGAACUUGCCUUAUGUACCUCCAGUGCCACGAACCUGACACACACGGUCUUAGGUUCUCAGAGGGAGGUGGGGUCCUGGAUUAUCUUUAUUUUGUAUUGGUCCCCCAGCCUUUCCUCUUCUGGAAGGCUUUACUCUCAGUCUCCCAUCCCUGGCUUCAGAGGCUGGCCUAGAGUCCUUUCCUCAACAAAAGAGGCAUGGAAGCAAACGCCCCUGCCUCCUGCAGGCAGCCAGCUCAGCCCUGCCUUCAGCUCAGGCACCCUGGUGACAGUUGCUAUGGAGAUCUAAAGAUAGAGCAGGAGUCAGGAGACCUGGGUCCUUCUCCCUGCUCUGCCAACUGAGCGGCUGCUGACUCCAUCCACACCCGACUCCCGUUUCCCCCCGCCCCUUCCAUCCUACGUGGGGCAUACCUUCCCCAUGGAACCCUGCACUCCUGGGCAGCACGCUGCAGUUAAUGAAUUCUGCUUUUCACAGCCUGGGCCCCCGUGUGCCAUAUCAGCUCAGGCUGGCUACAAGCACUCUCAGAAUCAGAAUAUCAAGUCAUGGAAUCUCAGAAUCAAAGAACCAUAGAAUCUUAAAGUUAGAGUUUUACAGCAUAGAAUCAUCGGCCUCAUCAUAUCAGAGAUUAAAAUUAAGGCCUCCAGAAAGCAUCCAGGCUAACAGACUCAUAUAAAUGGGGAAACCAAGGCCCUGUGACAUUGAGUGACUUGCCCAAGUGGGCAAGUGCCCCGCAUAGCAGGGCCAGUGCCAGAACCCCUGUGCUGAGUUCUGUACCAGUUGUUUUCAAAUGGCUCCACAGGACUUGAGGGUUACUGGCAUGGCAGCAGUAAAGAGGUGGCCAGAUGGAUUUCCAGGGCUCCCUUCAACCAGAGAAGCUCUAUUUUUAUUCCAUUUAUAUAUUGGGGCUUGGAGCCAUUUUCAUUUGCAAAAUGGUUUUUUUGCACCACCCAAAAAGUUGCAACAAAUCUCCAUACUGUGCUUCAAUAAAUAAUCAUGACAGGCAGCUGGGGGAUGGUGCCAAAGGUUUCAUACCAUGUCCCCGGGCAGAAUUCCAUGGUCCCAUAGAUGUGGGGAAUAUUGCCUGUGACCUUCACCAAGAAUCGUAUGCAUAUGGGCAUGGUAAAGGCUUAAAAAAAAAAAAACAGCCUUUUUCAUUUGAUUUAACCCAGAGUUUCCCAAACUUAUUUACAGAACUUUUCUAUGCACUAAAAUCUUGGAGCCAGCAUACCAUAGACUGCGCUUUUGGAAAUGCUGACCUGUUGCACAGCCUCUUUUAAGCAUAGUGUCACAAGAGGGAAGGCCCUGCACUGAGUGUCAGAGGCCCCAGGCAGGCCGUGUGACUCCUUCGCCUCACCUGUGACUUAAGCAAGACACUUUUCCUCUCUCAGGGCCUGUGACAUCUGGGCACCUUCCCCCACUCUUCCUCUCCCUCAGUGUGUCCUGUUGAUUCUGUUCACCAGUGUUCCCUGAGGUCCUGCUAUGAGCCGGACUCCGUUCCCGGCACCAAGGAAUCAGCAGUGAACAAAGCAGACACGGUGCUGGUAAACUCCGUCAGGGAGCACAUAGCCCGGCAGGGAGGGCUGCAGUCAAACUUGUGGUCCUAAAAGGGUUGAAUGUUCUAAAAAGGAAAGCACAGAGUGUGAGGAGCGUGGAUGGCAAGGGCUUUUAGCCCAGCCAAGGGGAAGGAGGCCUUCCAAGGCAGUGCUCACACUCGUACUGCUGGGGGUGCCUAGUGAUGGGGUACAGAGUGGGGGCAUUCUUGGAUGUCUGUCUUUGUUCUGUUUUAGCUAUUUCAUGUUUAGGUAUUCAAUAAGACCACUCAGUGAUCACCAACAGCUCAUCUUGCCCUAGAAUGUCCCUCCCCUUCUCACUCCAUGUGGGACCCAUGGAGUCUGGAUACUGACAGGGUCUCCUUUGGGACACUGGUGAGGACCCAGCCAUGCCCUUGGUUCCAGGACACCAAAAGGGCUCAUAUUGUCCAGAAACUUGGGAGCUCGUGGCUGGGUGCUGUGCCUCGAAGGUGACCGAGCCCAAGAAGAGGGCCAGUUGGGAUGCGUGAAGACAGACCUCUGAGUUGGCAGGGAGGUUCCUGUCACCUGGCCCAUUGCUCUCAGCCUUCCUGAUGAUGCGCCCGCUGCAUAUCAGGGGAGGUGUGCUGUCAGGGUGACAGUGACCAAAAUGACAGCUGCUGCAGUCCAGCCCUCACCUCACCGGGGUCGGCCUGCACCACCCCCCUCCCAGCCUCCGGCCUUUCCCCCCACACCCUACUCUGUACAGCAGCCAAACCAUUUUUUUAAUUGCAGUAAGAACUUAACGAGAUCUACCCUCUUAAAGUUUUAAGUGUAAAAUACAUUAUUGUUUCCUGUGGGUACAGUGUUGUACAGCAGAUCUCGAGUUUAUUCAGACUGCUUUUUCUAACAUGCAAGUCUGAGCCUGUCACUCCCUUGCAUACAAUCCUUCAGUGGCUCCCUGUUGUCCUCAAAUACAGCCUCUCGGUGCCCCUUACCCCUGCAGACUUAUUUUCGGUUACGGCCCCUUCGCCCCCAGCCCUGACGUUCCAGGUGUUCUCUUGUGUCGCUCAGGCCCUUCAGGCCUGCUCCUCCCUCUGCCUGGGCCGUCCUUCCACCCUUCCAUCUUCCACUUGCCUUUGCCUCGCAUCCUUUGAAGACUUAGCUCAGUGUCAUUUCCUGUCGGUAGCCUUGUCUGCCUCUGCCGCUCCAGGCUAGAUUAGUGAGCAGAUUCCUGUGCGUUCCUCUGUUGCUGCCCUUCUCAGACUCUCUGAUGUGUGUGAGCACAUCGAGUACCAUACUGGGGUCUGUUUAUUGAGUCCCCAGCACAGGAGGGUGCUCAGUACAUCCUGAACGUCAAGCACCUGCAUAUAAACAACUGAUAUUCACAGUGUACUUCACAGGCUGCAAAAUGCUUUUCAUUUACACUGAAGCACCCACCUGUCACCUAAGUGCAUACUGUUUUAUUACCCCAGUUUACUGAUAAGGGCACUAUAUUUCUGAAACAUGAAGCAAUUCUACAAGGUCAUGUAGGGGUACAUAAAUUCCAAUAUGCUACAAUUGUUACAAAGGUUAUGCGUGACACAUGAGUUUACCAGGAGAGAGAUACAAAGAUUUUCAUUGCUGUGCAGCUUGAAAUAGCAAAGAAUAAAAACUGUAUAUAUGUCCAUCAACCAGAGAAUAUAGAAAUUGUUCUCUAUUCACACUGUGGAAUACUAUACAGCAGUUAAAAUGAAUGAACUAGAUCUACAUGUAUCAACAUAGACUAAAUCCAAAAAACAUAAUAAUUGAGUGAAAAUCAAAUUGUAAACGGAAAGGUACAGUCAGAGACCAAUAUUUGGAAAGUUUAAAAACACAAAAUAAUGCCAGAUGCGCUGAGAGGACAUACACCAACCUCAAGAAAGUGGUGACCUCUGGGGAUGGGAUGAUGUGGGGAACUUUUUUUUUCUUUCUGUAUCACUUUAUUAUAAAAACAUUUUAAAUGAAUAUGGCAAAAUAUGAACUUCUGAAUCUGGGCAAUGGGUUCAACUGAUGUCUGCCUUACUGCAUUCUUAAUUUUCUGUGUUCAAAAUAGUUCCAUAAUUAAAAAUGUUUUUGAAAGAUUAAA
Messenger RNA from Manis javanica (Malayan pangolin), 5340 nucleotides. The record is from RefSeq and is a predicted model, not a curated record. Lineage: Eukaryota; Metazoa; Chordata; Mammalia; Pholidota; Manidae.